AUGGACGAUGAUGAUUACUUCUCCGACGACUUCGAUUCCCUGCCGCCGGGUACGCUGUUCGAGCUAGAGCAGAAUGCCUACCAGGCAACCCAGGCUCCGGCUACACAGCAUCAUGGACAGGCAGACGAAGAUGCCAAACUUCAUGCUGAGGCGACAGCGGCAGUUCGGCAACCCGCGACCUUGAAGCAACCGCCGCGACUACAUAGCGGGUUGACGAACGACUACCAUACGCUGGAGGUGGGAGAAUUGGAAGCGGAGGUGCAUGAUGAUUUUGAGGGCCACUCGGUGCUUCAGCAGGGCCAUGAGGGCCAACAGGAUCACCAUGGUUUGGUCGCGCAGACCUCAUGGCCCGGGCCCGGCAACGGAGGCGCAGACGAUGCGAUGGAAGUGGACGACUAUGGCCAGGCGAAUACAAACCAAAUGAAUGCACGCCUACAGCAGUUAGAGCAGGAGAGAGAACAAAUGCGACGCGAGUUAGCAGAAGCUCAAGCGCUUGCCGAAACAAAGGCCGGGGAAAUCGCCAUUAUACGAUCGAAACAAACCAGCAUGACUCGAGACUAUGACCGCCAGUUAGCGGCCCUACGAAAGGCCAUGGCGGACGAAAUAGCCAAGCACAAGGUGGAGGUCGAGGCCGCGAUGUCAGAAGGCAGGAAGCUUGCGGCAGAGAACACAUUUCUGCAGCACGAUCUCGCGGAGGAAGCACACCAGCUGCGCAACUUCAAAGUCAGACAACAACGCAUUGAAGACAAGGCCGCACCGGUUACCCCGAGAAAAUCUCGAGUUCUCCCUUUCCGGGAUGGAUUCGACGACGAUGAGAUUGCGGUGGUUUCUCCCACCAAGUCAGCAGCCCGCUCAAAACGAGCAACGCCAACCCACCCCGCAAAGCGAAAACGACAGGCAAGCGAAGAUAGUCCUGCGCCUUUGGAGCUGAGUCCCGCCGUGGAGGCGAUGAUAGUCGAGGCUCCAUCUGAUAUUCCUGGAGCUGAUGCAGAGAAUGCACGAAAAUCUCCUGGUCGUAAUGCUCGCGAUGAAAAAUACAUGAAGCGGCUCCUAAAUCACCGCUUAUUUUCGAGUGAAGAAACCGAUAUGGAGGCUUUAGCCAAGUACUACUUCCCCGCGGAGCCCAAUGGUCCGAUCUCUCGGAUCCUCCUGGACAAGUUGGCGACUCUAGACACCGGCAGCUUCGUGGUAGACUAUAUUCAUGCGAUCGGACCAAUAUGGCAGCGCGCCAUGAAAGAAAAGUUCUACGACCCUGUCCCCCGAUUCAUGGCAAUUGCUCGCUACGUGUUGUCGCUGGAUGGCGUUCGGCUACAAGAUCUCAUCCCGCCGUUGGUAAAUGUGCUGCAGUAUGCUGUGGAGGUGAAUGCGGCCAAACGAUUCGAAUUCUCGCCAGCACGAGCUCUCCGACAGUCUCCGCAGACACCACAAUCUGAUCUGCAGCCGCUGGUCGAUUCAACUGAGUGUCUGCGGCUUCUGUACCAACUUGCAUGUGAGCUGAUGCAUGUUAAAAGCGCCAUGGAAGUCUUCUGGGGCCAUAUUCGUCACGAUUUUAUACUUGUCAUGCUGCACGGCUCUCAACCUCUCAAGGAUAUCUCCCUCACUAUGCACCUGUUAUCAACCAGCAUCCGGCCCAACUCAUUCGGGCCUAUCAUGCCCUCGGAGGAGGAACAAGCCGCUGUGCAAAAAUACAUUGUCGAUCGACUUACCCACAUGCUCCAUGAAUCAGCCCAGCCAGAUGAGGGUCUCGAACCCUACACCGUUUAUGACAUCUGCGCGAUGCGCCUCGAAGUCCUCUUGUGCCUAGAGGCUUUGGCCUUCAACCCCGCAGCUCCGUCACGAGACCAUGGCAGUGCAAUCUUAUCGGUUCAUCAAAACGCACUAGCACGGCUGUUCCGAUCGAUGCACGACGAACUAGAUGCGCUUUACUCCUCUCCGCCGGAGACCGAGCUGCGUUCUGCCCUAGUCAACGGACUCAUGCGGCUGAUCUUCGGAGUCAUGCGCCGCCACGGCCCGUCCAUCAAUAUGCAGGAUAAGCUCGCGUGUGUGGCUGGCAGCAAGCAGAAACAUCUGGUGGUGCUGACGCGACUCGCCUUUUGCGAUGGUGUCAUACUAGAAGCCGGUAUCGAGGACGAGACUGUCGAUAUGGCGCAUGAAUUACUGGAGGAGUGGACUAAUCCGCAGGAGGCGGAGUCGCUCGCCGAGGCCUUCCCCAGCUCUCGGCGAGAGUAG
Molecule: messenger RNA, 2229 nt
Organism: Penicillium argentinense
Lineage: Eukaryota; Fungi; Ascomycota; Eurotiomycetes; Eurotiales; Aspergillaceae
Exons: 2
Coding region: 1-2229 (742 amino acids)
Source: RefSeq, a predicted model, not a curated record